UCUAGCAGGCAGCAGCACCCACGGACCAAGAUAAUAUUAUUAUCUUAGUUCAUGAUAUCUACUUAUUGUACUCACUACUCAUAGAAAAUUCAAAAAUAUGUUUUUUAGUUUUUUUUAAGCCAUUUUCCACUUAACCAGUUAACCACACCAGUUAUUAGUUAAACAUUUUGUUUUCUUACGUUUUAGUACUAAUAUAUAAAAAUAAACUAAAAUUUAUGUAAUUUAAUAAUAAUUGUAAAUGUGGUUUGGCAAAUAAGUAGAACCAAAGAAGUCUGUCAAGAUGUUUGGAUAUAGAUUCCAUUUUGUGCGCAGAUUCUUCAGAAGAUUCAUGAAACCAAUGAGUGUUGAAGAAGCUGAGGCUAAAAAAGCUUUACUCUCAAAGGCAUACUUUGGUAUAAGUUUGGUAACGUUUGGUUCUGUUCUAUACCAAGUGAAGCAAGGUCGCCUUAAUUGGGUGGAAUCCGAAGGAUUAAUUCCAGAAGAUGAAACGAAACUCUCACCUGGUUUUCAAUAUGCUAGAAUGCUAGGAAUUGAAAAGGCUACUGUUAUAA
Messenger RNA from Acyrthosiphon pisum (pea aphid), 551 nucleotides. RefSeq lists its product as uncharacterized. Lineage: Eukaryota; Metazoa; Arthropoda; Insecta; Hemiptera; Aphididae. The record is from RefSeq and is a predicted model, not a curated record.